ACAAGCAGAAGUGUACGGAAGUAGCGUGCUUCAAGAGGGUGUAACAGGUGAAGCCGAACCUGCUGCCUAUUUUUUUUUGUUCCAGCGGUUCUAAAAUAAAUGUUUGUAUAUAUAUUUUUGUAUCACAUAAAUGUCGAAACUGUGAACACACCGUACUUUAGGAUUUGGUAAUAGACAUAUCUCCGUUCGAGCGUUUUCAUACGAUGGAAAGGAAUUGUACCACAGCAGAAAAAAGAAAGCCGGCUUCACCUUUGAGGAGAAAAAGCACAAAUGCAGAUACCUGCUCGGCGAGGGCGGAAACCUGUGAUGCUAACGAUGUUGCUCGUGCCAGGUGGACUCUGCUCAGACAGGUGCUGCGUCAGAAGCAGUUAGAAAGCCCAGAGAUCCAACAGGUGUCUGUGCGCAGGUUCGCCACCUUUGACCUUUUCAGCAGGGAACUUCUUGAGGCAAAAGAUGUCUGUGAUACCUCAGAUGCCCAGUGGGUGGAGUACAGAAGUGUACACUUUCCUGAGUACAGUGCCUUACUGAGGGAUAACCUUGGGCCAGUUAGAGUUAAUGAAGUGCUCAACAGUUUUGACAACACUGGCAAUAUCUGUGUUUGGCCAUCUGAGGAGGUAAUGGCACAUUACUGCCUUCAGAAAAGACACACCUUCAAGGGCGCAGUAUGUGAGUUAGGAGGAGGCAUGACUUGCCUUGGUGGGCUCAUGGUUGCCAUUUCUGCUGACGUGAAGGAAGUUCUUCUAUCAGAUGGCAACGAGAAGUCCAUCCAAAAUGUUCAAGAGGUAAUUGAAAAAAACAAGCAAGCGGGAAAGUUUGGAUCCACACACGUGUCCUCCAGGGUGCUGAGGUGGGACUGUGAAAAAGACAUUUCAGCCUUUGAAGAUCAUUUUGAUGUCAUCAUGUGUGCAGACUGUUUGUUUCUGGACCAAUACAGAGCCAGCCUGGUUGAUGCUAUAAGGAGAUUAAUGCACCCCAAAGGCAUGGCGUUAGUGUUCGCCCCUCGACGAAGUGAAACUCUGAGCCUGUUUUGUGAGCUGGCGCAGCAGGCCGGACUGUGCGUAUCUCAGCACCAGCAGUAUGAUGCUCAGGUCUGGGAUGUUCACCUAAAGAUGCAAAGAGAAGGGAAACAAGUGUAUGAUGAGAACAUCCACUAUCCUCUCCUCAUCAUCUUAACCAAAGGACCUCAACCUUUUAGCCAUUCUCAGUAGACCAAAACAAAUGUGCCCUCAGCUAUUUACAAUUCUCAACACUGUUUUCGUUUUAUCUUAAAGAGAUGGGAAUUUAUUUCACCUUCUUGCAUUUAAUCAUUUCUCACAAGCGCAGAAAAAGCACAGCCUGUUCAGAAUUUAUUCAUCGCAAUCAUUGCUUGUCCAAGGAACCGAAACCACACUGACAAUCAGUCUUCUGGCCUCUCAGCCAGUUAACCAAUCAGUGUUCUGCUGGACAUUCAGCUACAUAUAUGUUUCCAUACAUCUAUCGACUGUCUUGGUCUAUAUGUAGGAUCUUUGUCGGGUUUUUUUGGCCUGAACGUAUCACUUUUAACCCACACUACUGUGUUUUUCAGCCUCAGCAUGAAGGCCCAUUUUCACUCACACUGAGGCAGAGUGUGGAGCAGCUUCCCACUUUUACUUUAAUCCUGCUCUUUCAUCCCUUUAGAAGUCAGUCAUAAUAACCUCAUUUGUGCAUCACACACAACAGUGCAUUAACACUUACUGAAGAGCAGUUGUUGCCUCCAGAGUUCACUGAAUGCAGUUGAACAGAAUUCCGAUUCACAAGUGUCCGGUGUCUCGAUGUCAAAGUCAUCCAGUCGCCAUCAACACCAGACCGUUCAGAUGCUGUGGAGAUGAGUUUGUGUCAGAUGUUUGAACUCGUGUUUUACAUUUAUCGACCUAAAACUGUGGAAUCUGUUGAGAAGAAAAUUUGUGUGUCUUACAAAAUGUUUCUAUUUUUGACUGCAUAAAUCCAGAUACUCCACAUUUAGCUUUCACAUUUAAUGGAUGAGACCACUCUCAUAAAUGCAUAUUUUGGAAUCAUCAUAUCUAAAUUUGAUCAUUUAGUUUACUUAUCAAAAGAAUCAUUUUUCUAAUGUGUUCUCAGGUUCUGCUCUUGUUUCGCUCUCAGUCUCAAACACUAUUCAUUAGUACACUAAAAGUGUGUAUUUCACUGUGAUCCAUCGACAUCAGUAAGAAGCUAUGCAGAAUCUAUGGGGUAAGGAAUCUUUCAAAAAGAAACACAUUCAUAAAGACAAAGUUGUGCACAAAGUAUUAAUUUGUGCACAACUUUGCAAAAAAAAUCUGAAUAGAACAUUUAGUUUUACGUUUAAAGUGUCUGUUUUGAAUAUGACUUGUCUUUGUCUUAAAUACAAAAUAUCUCCUGCCUAACUCGCUGUCAAUAAAAACAUCACGGGGUCACAGGCGUAUACAUCAAGUCCCGAAACCAGAUUCUUCAAAUGUGUGCAUGUGUAUUGAUGUUUAUUUAUUAGACUACAAUAAAAUAGUACUUUUUAUAAUGUUAUUGAUCCCAUAACGGGGAAAAGAUCUUGCUGUCAUAUCUCUGUUGAAAGUUGAAUAAAACAGAUCAUAAAACAGCGAUUUCUUGACCCAUUUUGUCGACAGCAGCUGAUCGUGUAAACAAUAAACCAGCGGAUGGUUUCAGUCCCAAAAGUUGGGGAAAACAGCCCAGAAAGCGGUAGCAGACAUGCCACUCUACUUAUAAGUUGUCAAAGAAAAAAGUGCAUGUCUGUUAAAAUUGGUUGAUAUUAAGAGGAUAACGAAAAAAAAGUAGCUAAGCUAACUCGGAGCUAAAGUAGUCUAACGACUGUUGCUGCUGUAAAAAAGACCAAAUAAUAAAUACAUUUAAAAAAAAAAAACAUCAGUAGGAUCAGAAUACCUAACUUUGUUUUUUUGGGGGGAACUUGCUUUCUUUUAUUUUCAGCUAUUGUUAUUGUCGGCCACCAGUUAGCAUACUUCAGGACAGAGUUGGCUUUCUGAUUUUAUUUUUAUUUUUUUCCAUCCAUUUUCUUAACCCACUAUAUCCCUUUUGGGGUUUUGGUGCUGCUGGUCCCGGUUACUGUUGGCCGGAGGCGGGGUACUCCUGGACAGGUCCAGGGGGCUAGAGCAAAAGCGCUCAGCCCGCCUGUCCUGGGAAUAAACUGGCUGUCGAAGCGGGGAUCCCCUGCCCUUGGCUGGCGGCCAGAUAGGAGCGGGUGGCAGCAGGGAAGCAGGGAUCCCUCUGCUGACUGCUGGAUUUUUUUCAAUUUAGUUUAAUCCUUCUCUUACUAUCUCUUUUUUUUGACAAACAUGGAGUUUAUUUACACCUAAUAGGAGGGAUGUCUGCUGCUCUUAUGUCCCACCACCUCCCGGUCUGGUUCAUUGUUUAUUCUGUCAGCUGUUCUAGCCUUGCAACAAAAAAUGUGGCCGGAUAUCGCUGUUGUAAUCUGCUUUUUUAUGUAUGUUUUUUUUUAAAUAGAUAUAUUCAACAGAACUUUUGUAUCAACAUCAUUUUAUUCUAAAAAGCUGAUUUCUAUCAUAUUUCAAUAAAUGAGGCUCAAAGCGCAUGCUCACUCAGUCAAAUCAAUGUUUCAGGACUUGAUGUAUACGCAUGUGACCCCGUGAUGUAUUUUUGACAGUGAGUUAAGCAGGAAAAAAGUAGUAUUUAAGACAAAGACAAAUCGUAUUCAAAACAGACAUGUUAAACCUAUUUUUUAUUUAAAGUUGUGCACAAUGUUGUAUUAUUUUUCUGACUCUUACCCCAUAAGUAUCUCCCUGUGGCUGCUCUCAUGUUCUAAUUUAGUUCACCUUUAGAUAUGUAAUUGUUGAUAAACACCCCAAUCCUAUGAAUUUAAAAUGCAAAUUCUUUUCAGCAGUAUCUUAUGAAAUUAGAUCCUUUUGAAAUAUUUUCUGCAUUUGAAAUCGUGUGAUACUUGAACACUGUGACCGUGUGCAGUGCCAUCACCCGCAUAAACACUAAUGUUUUUUUUUCAAGUUUUGCGCAGAGUAUCGUUUUAAAUCCCGGUGACGUCCUUAAACUGCUGUGAUGUCACUUUUUUACCCACCGCUUGUCACUGUGACAACAGCCAGUCAAGAUGUUACUAAUGGUGAUUAUCGGGUUUUUAUAUGGAUUUGAUCUGUCAUCAGCAUGGGAAAGCCUGUGACAGGCAUGAACUCUGAACAGUUGACUCUCAGCCAAUGAGCUUUUUACUGAAUUAGGUCACUUUCAAAUUUGAUUUUUUGACUAUUUCAAUACUAAUUAGAAGGAAAGCCUAAUGUAACUUAUCAAAAAAUGAAAAAAAAAGUACAAUUUGACAGAUUUCAAAUUGUCAAAGUUUACCAGGCCUAAUCCAUUUUUUUAAGUUUUACAAAUAAUAGAUAUUGAAUUCAGUUAUUGUGGAAUAUCUUUAUGCCUUCCUUAAUUCAGGGAUGUGAAUGGGUUGAUGCAGAAAACAAAGUAACUUCAAAGAUUUUGUUUAUUCAAGGUUAGUGUGGAUGUGGCGGCAAUAAGUGAGUCCCUUUUGUCAGUUUUCUAAAACCAGUUGCAUUGUGGGAAUGCGAUUGAUUGAUUGGUUAAUUAAGUCUGUGUUUUAUUGAAGACAAAAUAAAUCUGAUGUAAAAUUGCUUUCUACUGUAUUCCUCUGAAAUUUGUCAAUUAGAAAAUGUGCCGUUUUAUGAACUUAUUUCAUUUUAUCAAAAAGAUUAAAAUGUUUUCCCUCUGCUGAUGUGAAAUGUUGAUCUAGUCGUGAAAAACUGUGCUCCACAUUGAUUAAUGCUUUCAGAUGUAAUAAAGUUUUUCCUCAGACCCAGA
Molecule: messenger RNA, 4800 nt
Organism: Oryzias latipes (Japanese medaka)
Lineage: Eukaryota; Metazoa; Chordata; Actinopteri; Beloniformes; Adrianichthyidae
Gene: camkmt
Product: calmodulin-lysine N-methyltransferase
Cellular component (GO): cytoplasm
Molecular function (GO): calmodulin-lysine N-methyltransferase activity
Source: RefSeq, a predicted model, not a curated record